AUGGCCCAGGAGAUCUCCUCCAACUUCUAUGAAUCUCUGGCUAUCCCAAAGGAAUUCCAGCCUGUGAAGGCCAGAGAUGCAGGAGGGGAAACGGAGGCCAGAAGUCAAGAGGCAGGAAAUCGGCAGAAGAAACACAAGAAGCCAGCUGUAACAAAGCCUGGUGUGGAAAAACAGGUGUCGGGAAAUCAAAAGAGAACGAAAACAGAGGAGAAACCAUAUAAAUGCAUGGAAUGUGGAAAGGGCUUCAGCAAGAAAGCAGGUCUGCGUGUACAUCAAAAAAUACACACAGGAGAGAAGCCAUACAAAUGCAUGGAAUGUGGAAAGAGCUUUAGUAACGGGAGACACCUUUGUAUACACCAAAGAACACACACAGGGGAGAAACCAUACAAAUGCAUGGAAUGUGGAAAGGCCUUCAGUCAGAACGGAAAUCUACUUAAACAUCAAAGAACACACACAGGAGAGAAGCCAUACGAAUGCAUGGAAUGUGGAAGGAGCUUCAGUUACAAUGAGACUCUACGUUCCCAUCAAAGAACCCAUACAGGAGAGAAACCCUAUGAAUGCAUGGAAUGUGGAAAGAGCUUCAGUCAGAACGGAAGUCUACUUCGACAUCAAAGAACACACACAGGAGAGAAGCCACACGAAUGCAUGGAAUGUGGAAGGAGCUUUGGUAAUGGGGCACAACUUUGUAAACAUCGAAGAACACACACAAGGGAGAAACCCUUUGAAUGCAUGGAAUGUGGAAAGGGCUUCAGCCAGAAACGAAAUCUACAGGUGCAUCAAAGAAUACACACAGGAGAGAAGCCAUACAGAUGUAUGGAAUGCGAAAAGAGCUUCAGCGAUGGUGGAUCAUAUAAGAAACAUCUAAAGGCUCACACAGGAGAAAAACCAUAUAAAUGUAUAGAAUGUGGAAAGAGCUUUGGUGACCGUACACAACUUUGUACACAUCAAAGAACACACACAGGGGAGAAACCAUACAAAUGCAUGGAAUGUGGAAAGAGCUUCACUCAGAAAGCAGGUCUACAGGUACAUCAAAGAACACACACAGGAGAGAAGCCAUAUGAAUGCAUGGAAUGUGGAAGGAGCUUCAGUUGCAGCGGAAGUCUACGUUUGCACCAAAGAACCCACACAGGAGAGAAACCCUAUGAAUGCAUGGAAUGUGGAAAGGGCUUCAGUCAGAAAGCAGGUCUACGGGUACAUCAAAGAAUACACACAGGAGAGAAGCCAUACGAAUGCAUGGAAUGCGGAAAGAGCUUCAGCGAUAGUGGAUCAUAUAAGAGACAUCUCAAGGUUCACACAGGAGAAGCCCUUUGA
Molecule: messenger RNA, 1311 nt
Organism: Anolis sagrei ordinatus
Lineage: Eukaryota; Metazoa; Chordata; Lepidosauria; Squamata; Anolidae
Source: RefSeq, a predicted model, not a curated record